Messenger RNA from Toxoplasma gondii ME49, 1057 nucleotides. RefSeq lists its product as hypothetical. Lineage: Eukaryota; Apicomplexa; Conoidasida; Eucoccidiorida; Sarcocystidae. The coding region runs from base 253 to 879 and encodes 208 amino acids. The transcript is spliced from 6 exons. The record is from RefSeq and is a predicted model, not a curated record.
UCUCGGCACACAUUCUGAAACUCUGAGCUGCUUGCAGACGCGGAUUGUACAUAUCUCAGGCAUCACGUCAGAACGCGGUAUUACAUGUUAUCGUGCCCUUUAUAGGUUGUAUCUCAAUUGUGUGUUUACCUACCUUCUACUGGCACACUGGAGUGAUUCUGACCACCGUGAGAGUUGCCAGAUACCACGUCUGAAGCGACCACUCCAGGCUAUCAGCGGUUUGCACACGUGUUUGCCCUCGGCGGGAUAACGAUGGACGCGGGUGUUUUUUGCCUCUUUUUGCCGUCGGCGGCUGUGGCGCGUUUUGCGAAAGACAGCGGAGACGAAAUUCGCCGGGAGAGUCUUCUGCAGGCCUAUUCCCUACAGUGUUUUUUCAAGUCCCGUGUUCAGGCAGAAUGUUGCGUCCGGUUCGGGUGUGGUCGCAGCAAGACUGUUAGUGACACAGAGAUGGCGAAACCUAACGAUUUGGCCGGCCUUGAGAAGGCGUUGAACAAGAACGACAAGAUCGACUUGGCGCGAACCGACACCUUUGUCGAGAGGGCGGAAGAGCUGAUGAACAAGCAGCUUCCCGAGAAGCACGAGCACAACCAAGAAACUGAGAAAAUGGUGGCGUUCGACCGUCGCAACUCGUCGAGUAUGCUCGACGCCUCUAAGUUAUCUCCGGUUUUUUUCCCGAGGUUUUCUCGCGCCUCUCCUUUUUCCAAGGAGACGGUUGGCGAGAGAGCUAAGACUGUUCGGGGGAGGAGAAACAGCCAGGCAGAGAUAGGGGCCAAGAGGCCAUCCGAGGAAAGGACAUGCUCAUUGAGCAAUGACGCACUGCAGGUCCAGGCGUAUUCGAAGAUAACAUCCUUCGCUAAAAAGGAUCAGAAAGGUUUUUAAAUGUCGACAGUGGGUUUUCGUCGUGCAUGUUGAGAAGACGCUCCCCGGUCCGGUGUCGCGUCCCAGUGUAGAGGAAAAAGAAACCUGUAAAGACGCUUUCAAAGCCGCCGUGAAGCUUUAAACCCUAAACACGACGCACGCUUAUUUUUUUAGUCGAUCAAACUUUUGUGACAGCAGA